Acaulospora colombiana is the source of this 573-nucleotide messenger RNA. The record is from the annotation of a GenBank genome assembly. Lineage: Eukaryota; Fungi; Glomeromycota; Glomeromycetes; Diversisporales; Acaulosporaceae.
CUGUCCUAUCCGGUACCACGUCCUGCCCAUCCAGACAGUUUCCCUAAUUCAAACUACUACGAAAUCGGUCCUCUAGAUGCAUGUUUCAUCGUCUCUACCAUCGCGGUCUUUGCUGUCCUCCGCGAUAUCGUUCGAUUAUAUGUGAUGACCCCUUUUGCCAACAAGGUUCUCUUUGGCAGCACAAGGGGCUAUAUACCCAACUCGAAACGCUCAAAAGCAAACGGAAAUGGCGUUGCAAACGGUAAUGGGCACACCAGGACGAAUGGCCACUACGAGGUCCGCAAAAUAUCGGCGAAGAACCGCGUCCGCGAGCGAAAUGUCAUUCGCUUUGCAGAACAAGGCUGGCCAAUCGUCUACUACACCAUCUGGUGGUCUUACGGAAUGUACAUUCACAUGUCGCUGCCCACGUCGCCUUGGAAUUUAGACUAUCUCUGGAUCGGUUUACCACAUACACCUCUCGCCGCACCCUUGAAAACUUACUACCUCACGCAAUGUGCAGUCUGGAUCCACCAACUCCUCAUCGUCAACGCCGAAGCAAAACGCAAGGACCAUCUCCAAAUGAACGCACACCAC